AUGGUGUACAAUCCUAUUCAUGCAAAGUUAGAACAGCUUUCUGCAAAUUGUGGUAUAGAUGAAGUUACUUUGAAACUUGCGAUCUGUUUGUUUGCAUCUUUUCCAUUGAAUGGGAUCUUGAAGAGAUUACCAGAUAACAACAUCCGGUUGAAAUGUUAUUUCAUAGUUGCUAUCUCAGCUUUCUACAUCUUUGGGAUAUUAAACCUGUAUGAUGGAUUCACGACAUUGUUCAUUAGCACAAUUUUCACAUUCGUAGUGACUAGAUAUUACCAGUCCACAUUCAUGCCGUAUGUGAAUUUUGUUUUUAUUAUGGGCCAUUUAGCUAUAAAUCACAUGUACGCCCAGUUUUAUGCCACAUACGAUCCAACAAAGAUCGAUAUCACUGGUGCGCAGAUGGUUCUUGUCAUGAAAUUGACAUCGUUCGCUUGGUCCUAUUAUGAUGGGACUUUAGCUGAUAAAAAGGAUUUAACAGAAUAUCAACUGUCUAGAUCUGUGUCAAGGCAUCCAAGUCUUUUGAAAUUUAUGGCUUAUGCCUUCUUUUAUCCUUCUUUGUUAACAGGACCUAGCUUCGAUUAUGCCGAUUUUGAAUCGUGGUUGAAUUGUGAGAUCUUUAGAGACUUACCUGAAUCAAAGAAACCAAGACGUAAGUGGAACAAGGAUCCUAACUUGAGAAGGCAGAUUCCCAAGAGUGCUGGUGUAGCCCUUGUAAGAAUCGCUCAAGGUAUUUUCUGGUUGGUACUUACCUUUUUGAUCAAGGAUUACGUCUAUACCGACUACAUAUUUACCGAUGAGUUCAUUAACGUGAGAAGCUUCUUCUACAGAAUCCACUAUUUGUUCCUUCUAGGAUUCUCUUAUAGAUUGAAAUAUUAUGCUGCGUGGACCAUCUCUGAAGCUUCUUGUAUUGUAUGUGGGUUAGGUUACAACGGUUAUGACACAAAACUUAAUAAGAUCAAAUGGAACCGUGUCCAAAACAUUGACAUUUGCAGAUUGGAAUUGGCUCAAAAUACCCACGAAUCCCUGGAGGCUUGGAAUAUGAAUACCAACAAAUGGUUAAAGAAUUACGUCUAUCUACGUGUGGCUAAAAAGGGAUCUAAGCCGGGUUUCCGUUCAACAUUAUUCACAUUCCUUACAUCUGCAUUCUGGCAUGGGACCAGACCUGGUUACUAUCUAACCUUCGCUACUGGGGCCCUGUUCCAGACAUGCGGUAAGCUCUACAGAAGAAACUUCAGACCAAUAUUCUUAGCCAAAGACGGUAAAACUCCAUUGAGAUCGAAAAUAAUCUACGAUGUAAUCUCCUUUUAUGUGACUAAAAUUUCCUUUGGGUAUCUUGUUCAACCAUUUGUCAUUCUUGACUUUAAGAAAUCAUUAUAUGGAUGGAAAACGGUCAAUUUUUAUAUCCAUAUUGGAAUACUAAUAACUUUCUUUGCAUUCAAGGGUCCAUUCAGUAAACAGUUUACCAACUGGUUGAAGAGCUUCCAGCCAGUGCAAAUAGAAUUGAAGAGACAAAAGAAAAUGGAGAAAGAAGUGGCAGCAACUUCGGGUACCCUUGGUUCAGUUAUAGCCGAUAAGCACGAAUUUGAGCGCGAUGAAUUAGAAGGCGAGCUUGAGCAUGCUAUGGAUCUAGGUAUUCCUUCUGUUAGCUUUGACAAAGAACAAUUCGAUAAUGCAAGGGAAGACUUACAUGAAUUCAGACGUCAAUAUGAAGAGUGGAGAAACGAGAAGGGUUUGGAAGUUGAAGAAGCGAACUUGCGCAGAGCCUACGAAAAUUUCACCAAACAACUCCAACCACAGCACAGAAGAAUGAGUUUCAGCGAUUAUUCACCAACACCAAUUAGAAAGAAAGAAUAG
Messenger RNA from Kluyveromyces lactis, 1848 nucleotides. It is a transcript of the gene ALE1, whose product is annotated as lysophospholipid acyltransferase. Gene Ontology annotation, molecular function: 1-acylglycerophosphocholine O-acyltransferase activity; 1-acylglycerol-3-phosphate O-acyltransferase activity. Gene Ontology annotation, biological process: lipid modification; glycerophospholipid biosynthetic process. Gene Ontology annotation, cellular component: endoplasmic reticulum; membrane. Bases 1 to 1848 code for a protein of 615 amino acids. The record is from RefSeq and is a predicted model, not a curated record. The transcript has a single exon. NCBI's taxonomy places the organism in Eukaryota, Fungi, Ascomycota, Saccharomycetes, Saccharomycetales, Saccharomycetaceae.